AUGACCGGAGAGAUUGAAUUUAACCCCAAACCCCAUGGGUGCUCUCUCUCAUCUCUUGGGCGAUUUUAUGGAGAAUUUGAGGCCUCUAUGGCCGAGUCUCCUUCUCCCCAGCUUCAAGUUGUGGGAGAACCACCAACAAAACUUACGUAUGCUUCAUUAAUCCAUAAUGUAUACGGUAAAAACCGAUGCAAUUUGUACCUGCCCAAGAGGGCCAGAUCAUCUGGGUAUUUUGAGGAAUUUCGGAGUGGGCAGCCUCAGCAGCAGCAGCAGUCUAGCAGGCAUUCUUCCCAGCCGGCACAGAGCACACCUCCGCAGUUCUCAGGCAGGAGAUUUGAUAGCCCAGGGUAUUUAGGAGCAGGCCAGAGCUCCGGGGUUUCAGGUUCGCGGGUAGACAGGAGUUCCGGUCAGACGAGGCCACCCAGGCCUCAGUGUUCUUAUUGUGGGAGAUACCACCCUGGAGAGUGCUACCGUGCUACAGGUGCUUGUUAUUCUUGUGGCCGUCAGGGCCAUACUGUGAGAGAGUGUCCGUAUAAGGGUAAUUUGGGAGGUGCAGCGCAGCCUACCGGAUCAGUCGCUGGGUCAUCGUCUCCUUCGAUAGCCAUGCGCCCUGCGGGGCAGGGUACGUCGACAUCAGCAGGCCGCGGCAGAGGUAGUGGCGGGGCUCCCAGUUCAAGCGGUCCUUCGAACCGCAUCUAUGCCUUGACUAGUCGACAGGACCCGGAGGCGCUACCAAACGCGGAUACAGAUUUUGGGCGAAACGGGAAUUGAAUUUGGAAAGGCGUAAAGAGCAUAUAAGGUAUGUAAGGCUAUCCCGAUUCUUCUUUUGGCAUGUCCUAGGUGUACUAGGAUCGGAUUUGAGCCUCGGAAAGUAUUCUGCUCAUCGGAAUCUGCAUUUGAAAAUACCCCUUUUUCAUUCAAUUGAAUUGAACCCUAUAAGUAUGCUUUAUUGAAAGAAUUGUGCAAACUUCCGCAAAUUGUCUAGAAAAUUUUGGAAUGUCCCUAGAACCUCCGUAGGUGACUUUAUAAGCUUAAAAUACGUAAUUUGAGCCCACCGCUUCGUUUGUCCCGAGGUGGGCCCACUAUUUCCAAUUUUACCCUUUAUGUGUCUAUGACUUGUCUUCGAGCGUUUUCGUUAGAGAUACUCUAACUACUCCUUUAUCUACUAAAUAAAAACUAUUUUAAAUAUUUCAUUAAGUCUUAUAAAUUGUUUUGAAUCUUGAAAACGAUCUCGGAUAGAUUAUGCCUCCGUAACCCGUUAUGACAUCUAAAUUUACUUACUAUGUUUCCGUCCGAUUUCAUUGAUUU
Messenger RNA from Lycium barbarum (goji berry), 1305 nucleotides. RefSeq lists its product as uncharacterized. The record is from RefSeq and is a predicted model, not a curated record. NCBI's taxonomy places the organism in Eukaryota, Viridiplantae, Streptophyta, Magnoliopsida, Solanales, Solanaceae. The coding region runs from base 1 to 768 and encodes 255 amino acids. Gene Ontology annotation, molecular function: zinc ion binding; nucleic acid binding. The transcript has 3 exons.